AGCUGUCCCCACAGCUCUUGUCAGUCCGCUGUCAGGAAUAGCCGGCCUCUCAGUCCUUCUCCUCGGCUCUGCUCUUUCACUUUCCGCUCUUCACACGGAUCUGCUCCACUUUGACCAGCUUUUGAUUCGAUCGGUGACUUGUGGGAACUAUUUUGAUACAGAAGCUGUGGAAAUACUUCACUAACAGCUCCCCUUCCCCUCCUCUUCCUCCUGCUCUCAUCUCAUCCAUCACAGCCCAUGACAGCAGAUCAGCCAACAUGGCAUUCUCAUCUCGCUUUUCCUUCUGGGAACAAAAGAUCAAAGAAGAUCCAGGAAGCAAAAGUCCAGACAGUGAGGGGGCACCCAGCCGGGCCAAGUCAGUACCAGCUCUAGACCCUGGCAGGGGGUUAUUCCGGGCAACAAGUCCCCCGUCCGUUUCGAAUAACGAGUUGUCAACCCGGGUCAGAAGUCCCUCCCCACCUAAAGUCAGGGAACCUGUUAAAGUGCCAGAACGCUUCAAAAGCCCUGAGGCCCCUUCAAAGACGACAGAGCUAUUAAGGAGCCCUGAACCACCAAAAGCACAUCUGAGCCCAAAGCCAGUUAUGAACAUUGAGCGAGAGCAAAAUGGCAUUGUGGGCAAAAGUGUGGUCAACUGUCCAGCCAACGGGAAUGUCACCAAUGGCAACCAAAUGGAUCCUACAGAAGACAAUGGUCUGACACGUAAGAAAGUAAUAAAGGUGAUUCGUCGCGUUGUCAGGAAGGUCGUACCAACUGAAGAGGACGAGACCGCCGUGCCAACACAGCCAUCAGACAGAGCUCCACCAGCAGCCAAGCCUGCUGCUGAACCAGUUAAAGCAGCGCCAGCUUCAAUGUCUAAGGCCCCAGUAAUGCCAGCAUUCUCUUUUAAACAUGACGUCAUCAAAACAGAAGAAAAAGACGACAUUUCGCGAGGAUUGACGAACCUCAUGGUAAGAGGCAGGACAAGAGAGCCCCGUCCACGAAUAAUUAGGGAAGAACGACCAGAGAAAAUAGAGUUGAAGCAAAUUGAGAAGAAAGAGGAAAAUGUAGUUGUGCCAGAGGUAAUCAAAGAGGAGAAGAAAGAGGAUAAAACCACCCCAAAGCCACAAGAGGUUGAUCACAAACCGACAAGCUCUGGUCCAGUUACACAUGAUGUCAAAUCUCCUGUUGCUGUAAACUCCCCCAGCAAGGCUAUUUCUUCCAAAUCCACUCAUUCCAGACCCUUGUCAAUGCCACCAAUUGUUGGCUUUAUCCCAUCCCCCAAGCCCUCACCUUUGUCUCCACCUCCUGGCUUUGUACCUGCACACAGAUCAACUUCUGCCAGAAAACCUAGUCCUACAAAUCCUCCUUCGGCUACAAAACCUAGUCCUACAAAUCCUCCUUCUGUCAGAAAACCUAGUCCUACAAAUCCUCCUUCGGCUACAAAACCUAGUCCUACAAAUCCUCCUUCGGCUACAAAACCUAGUCCUACAAAUCCUCCUUCUGUCAGAAAACCUAGUCCUACAAAUCCUCCUUCGGCUACAAAACCUAGUCUUACAAAUCCUCCUACCACCCAAGUGUCCCAGAAACCUGCCUCCCUCUCUCCUCCACCACGUUUCAGCUCAGCUGCGAAACCCUCUCCAGUUGCAGCUCCUGUCAGCAAAGAUCAUCUCCGUCCCAGCCCCGGUCCACAGUCUCCACCUCAAUCUCUGAUUCUCAUUCAACAAACUGCUGUCAGUCAACAAGAGGAGGCGCCGCUCAGUCCCACCGAGGAGGCUCAGAGACGUCUGAUGAGGAUCUUCGGUGCCCCUCUGACAGUCAGUGUUCCGGCUUCUGUCCAAGCCCCCGUCCCUGCCGCCCCGCAGAAUCAGAGCCCCCUCCCGGGCCCCAUCCAGGUACCUCAGCCCUCCAGAUUUCCUCUAGGCCUCCUGGCUGGAGUUUGUAAUCGUGUGACUUGUCAGAGUGGAUCAGUGGAAGAGGACCCUGUGGCCCUCCUUCAGGCAUCUCAUGCUGCAGCCCAGCAGUCCCAGGUGAAGACAGAGGAGCAGAUCGCAGCCGAGCAGGCCUGGUAUGGAUCAGAGAAAGUCUGGCUGGUCCACAAAGAUGGCUUCUCCCUGGCCACCGUGGUGAAGACAGAAGCUGGCUCCCUGCCAGAGGGCAAGGUGAAAAUCAAACUGGAGCAUGAUGGGACAUUACUGGAAGUUGACGAAGACGACAUAGAAAAGGCCAACCCUCCGUCAUACAACCGCUCAGAGGACCUGGCCUCCCUGCUGUAUCUCAAUGAGUCCAGUGUGAUGAACUGCCUGAGGCAGCGCUACGGAGGCAACCUCAACCACACCUACGCCGGACCCAACAUGGUGGUCAUCAACCCCCUGAGCACACCCUCCAUGUACUCUGAGAAGGUAAUGCACAUGUUCAAAGGCUGUCGGCGUGAGGACUCUGCACCUCAUGUCUACUCCGUGGCCCAGUCUGCCUACCGGAACCUGCUCACCACUCGGCAGGAUCAGUCCAUCGUACUGCUGGGCAAGUCCGGCAGUGGCAAGACUACCAACUGCCAGCACCUGGUGCAGUACCUGGUCUCCAUCGCCGGCAGCACAGGCAAGAUCUUCUCUGCUGAGAAGUGGCAAGCAGUCUACACCAUCCUGGAGGCUUUUGGCAACAGCUCCACCUCUAUGAACACCAACGCCAGCCGCUUCUCCCACGUAGUGUCCCUCGACUUCGACCAGGCUGGGCAGGUGGCCUCUGCCUCCAUCCAGACCAUGCUGCUGGAGAAACUGAGGGUGAGCAAGCGGCCCGAGGAGGAGUCCACCUUCAACGUCUUUUACUACAUGAUGGCCGGAGCCGACAGCAGCCUGAGAACGGAGCUGCACUUUAACCAUCUGGCUCAGAACAGUGCUUUUGGGAUCCUCCCACAGUCUAAGCCUGAAGACAAGCAGCGAGCCUCGCAGCAGUUCACCAAGCUGCAGGCGGCCAUGAAGGUGCUGGGCAUCUCUGGGGAGGAGCAGAAGGCCCUUUGGCUCAUCCUGGGGGCCGUUUACCACUUAGGGGCCGCAGGAGCCACUAAAGACGGAGAUGAAGCUGGACGUAGGCAGUUUGCCCGACAUGAAUGGGCCCAGAAGGCAGCGUACCUGCUGGGCUGCACCUUGGAGGAGCUGUCCUCCUCCAUCUUUAAGCACCAGGCUAAAGGAAUGCAGCACUCCACCUCAUUCAGAGGGAAAGCAGACGAUGGUGGCCAGGGCGACAACUCGGGCCCUAAGGUCACAGCUCUGGAGUGUUUGGAAGCCAUGGCCUCAGGACUCUACUCCGAGCUCUUCACCCUCGUCAUCUCCCUGAUUAACAGGGCUCUGAAGUCCAGUCAGCACUCCCUGUGCUCCCUGCUCAUCGUGGACACUCCGGGCUUCCAGAACCCUCGGAUCGCUCAGCAGCAGCGCGGCGCCACGUUCGAGGAGCUCUGCCAUAACUACACCCAGGAGAGGCUGCAGACCCUGUUCCAUGAACGCACCUUUGUCCAGGAGAUGGAGAGAUACAAGGAGGAAAACAUAGAACUUGCUUUAGAUGACAUAGAGUCCAGUACCUCACUGUCUGUAGCGGCUAUUGACCAAGCCUCCACCCAAGCUCUGGUGCGCACGCUGGCCAGGACAGAUGAGGCUCGAGGCCUGCUGUGGCUGAUGGAGGAGGAGGCCGUGCAGCCUGGAGGUACAGAGGAAACCAUGCUGGAGAGACUCUUCAGCUACUACGGCUCUGCGCAGGGAGAAAACAAGGGAGCCAGUCUUCUGCUGCGAGGAGAGAAGCCCCACCUCUUCCUGUUGGGCCACAGCCACGGGACCGACUGGGUGGAGUACAACGCUCAGGGCUGGCUGAGCCACGCCAAGCACAACCCCGCCGCCCAGAACGCUGCCGCGCUGCUGCAGGACUCCCAGAAGAAGAACAUCAGCGGGCUGUUUAUGGGCCGGGCCAGCGGGGCCACGGUGCUGUCCGGCUCCAUCGCCGGGCUGGAGGGCAGCUCCCAGCUCGCCCUGCGGCGGGCCACCAGCAUGAGGAAGACCUUCACCACGGGGGUGGCGGCUGUCAAGAAGAAGAGCCUGUGUAUCCAGGUCAAACUCCAAGUGGACGCUCUGAUCGACAUGGUGCGUCGCUCCAGGGUUCACUUCGUCCACUGCCUGCUGCCCAGAGCCGAGGCGGUGGGUGGUGGAGGUGAGCCCCGCGUGACGCACGGAGAGAGCCCUGACUCGGGCCUCAUGACUCUGGACGUGGGCCUCCUGAGAGCCCAGCUCCGAGGGUCCAAGCUGCUGGACGCACUGCGCAUCUACAGACAAGGGUACCCGGACCACAUGGUGUUCUCUGAGUUCCGCCGGCGCUUUGAUGUCCUGGCACCACAUCUGACCAAGAAGCACGGCCGCCACUACAUCGUCACAGACGAGAAGAGGGCGGUGGAGGAGCUGCUGGAGUCCUUGGACCUGGAGAAGAGCAGCCACCACAUGGGGCUGAGCCGGGUGUUCUUCAGAGCGGGGACCCUGUCCAGGCUGGAGGAGCAGCGGGACAUCCAGACCAGGAGGAACAUCUCUCUGUUCCAGGCCGCCUGCAGAGGGUACCUGGCCAGGCAGGCCUUCAAGAAGAGGAAGAUCCAACAUCUGGCCAUCCGCUGCAUCCAGAAGAACAUAAAGAAGAACCGUGGUGUCAAAGGCUGGCCAUGGUGGAAGCUCUUCACCACCGUCAGACCUCUGAUAGAGGUGCAGCUCACUGAGGAGCAGAUCCGUGGCAAGGACGAAGAGAUCCAGCAGCUGAAGCAGAAGCUGGAGAAGGUGGAGAAGGAGAGGAACGAGCUGAGGCUCAGCAGCGACCGCCUUGAGAGCAGGAUCACAGAGCUGUCAUCAGAGCUUGCUGAUGAGAGGAACACCGGGGAGUCCGCUUCCCAGAUGCUGGAGAGUGAAACUUCUGAGAGACUCCGCCUGGAGAAGGACAUGAACGACCUGCAGGCCAAGUUUGACAGCACGAACAAACAGAUGGAGUCCAUGGAGAUGGAGGUGAUGGAGGCUCGACUCAUCAGGGCAUCUGAACUCAACGGAGAGAUGGACGAUGACGACACAGGAGGAGAGUGGAGGCUGAAGUACGAGCGAGCCAUCAGGGAGAUUGAAUUCACCAAGAAGAGGCUGCAGCAGGAGUUCGAGGACAAGCUGGAGGUGGAGCAGCAGAACAAACGGCAGCUGGAGAGGAGGAUCAGCGACCUGCAGGCCGACAGCGAGGAGUCCCAGAGGAACAUCCAGCAGCUGAAGAAGAAAACCCAACGUAUGACGUCUGAACUGCAGGACACCAAACUCCACCUGGAGGGCCAACAGAGCCGCAACCACGACCUGGAGAAGAAGCAGAGGAAGUUCGACAGCGAGCUGAGCGGGGUCCAGGAGGAGGUGCAGAGGGAGAAGAGCCUGAAGGAGAAGCUGGCCCGGGAGAAGGACAUGCUGGCAGGAGACGCCUUCAGCCUCCGCCAGCAGCUGGAGGACAAGGACCUGGAGGUGUGUGCCGUCAGCCUGAAGCUGGAGACGCUGGGGGCCGAGCUGCUGGACCUCAACUCACAGGAGUCCAAGGACGAGGCUUCACUGGCCAAGGUGAAGAAGCAGCUGCGCGACAUGGAGGCUAAGCUGAAGGACCAGGAGGAGGAGCUGGACGAGCAGGCCGGCACCAUCCAGAUGUUGGAGCAGGCCAAGCUUCGUCUGGAGAUGGAGACGGAGCGCCUCCGUCAGACUCAUUCCAAGGAGGUGGAGAGCAAAGACGAUGAGGUGGAGGAGAUCAGGCAGUCCUGCAGCAAGAAGCUGAAGCAAAUGGAGGUCCAGCUUGAAGAAGAGUACGAUGAGAAGCAGAAGGUUAUGAAGGAGAAGAGAGAGCUGGAGUCCAAGAUGCUGUCAGCACAGGACAAGGUGAGAGGAGGGGACAUCGAGACUGAGAAGCGUUUGAGGAAGGACCUGAAGAGAACCAAGGCUCUGCUGGCUGACGCUCAGAUCAUGUUGGACCACAUAAAGAACAACGCGCCCAGCAAGAGGGAGAUCGCCCAGCUCAAAAACCAGCUGGAGGAGUCUGAGUUCACGUGUGCGUCAGCAGUUAAGGCUCGUAAGUCUAUGGAGGUGGAGAUUGAAGAUCUGCACGUUCAGAUGGAGGACAUUUCCAAAACCAAACAGGCGCUGGAGGAGCAGCUGAGCCGUCUGCAGAGAGAGAAGAACGACCUGCAGUCCAGGAUGGAGGAGGACCAGGAGGACAUAAACGAGCUGAUGAAGAAACACAAGGCUGCUGUGGCCCAGUCGGCCCAGAACCUGGCUCAGAUCAGUGACCUACAAGCCCAGCUGGAGGAGGCCCUGAAGGAGAAGCAGGAGGUUCAGGAGAAGAUACAAGCCCUCCAGAGCCAGCUGGAGUUCCAGGAGCAGUCCAUGGUGGAGAAAUCCCUUGUCAGCCGGCAGGAGGCUAAGAUCCGCGAGCUGGAGACCAAGCUGGACUUUGAGAAAACCCAGGUCAAACGGCUGGAGAGCCUUGUAGCUCGUCUCAAGGAGAACUUGGAGAAACUGACCGAGGAACGAGACCAGUGCAGCAGCGGUGAGAUCCGAGAGAAGGAACAGAACAAACGGCUUCAGAGACAGAUCCGCGACAACAAGGAGGAGACGAGCGAACUGGCCAAAAAGGAAUCUGAGGCCAGCCGCAAAAAACAUGAGCUGGAAAUGGACAUUGAGAGCUUAGAGGCUGCGAAUCAGAGCCUGCAGUCAGACCUUAAGCUGGCCUUCAAAAGGAUCGGUGACCUGCAGGCAGCCAUCGAGGACGAGAUGGAGAGUGACGACAAUGAAGACCUCAUCAACAGUUUGCAAGACAUGGUGACAAAGUAUCAGAAAAGACAGAACAGAGCUCAGGGCGAUUCCGACACAGACUCUGAGGUGGAGGACCGUGUAGACGGGGUGAAGUCAUGGUUGUCUAAAAACAAAGGAUCCGCCAAAAACCUCUCAGAUGACGGCAGCCUCAAGAGUUCCAGAUAUGCUUCAAAUGUAGACGCAAAGGAAGGGAAAGAGGGUAAGGAAUGGAAAGAGUUCAAUAAAGAAGGCAAAGAGGUAGAGCCGAGCAGGCCUAUGUCAGUGAUGAGCUCGCUCAGCUACAGAAAACGCUCCAACAUUGACGGCAAAGGGGAAGCCCUCUUCAGUUCCCUCAGGGAGAAUGCAGACUCAGAAGAUGCUUUCCAUAAGGGUAAACCUAAAAACUCUGAUCUUCAGCAUGACUCAAUGAACUCCAGGCGGAAGUCCCAGGCAGAGGAUACGCUGAAGGACAGAGAUUCAGUCAUCUCACAGGCUUAUUCAGAGGCCAAUAGCCGAGCCAGGAAAGGCAUGGACAGCCGCUGGGGGGACUUUGACAAAGAAUCAGUCGUUUCAUACGCUGCACCAAGUCGGGCCUCAACGCGUCUUGGAUUGAGCCCCGAGAAUGACGCCAAAUCUACCAUCAGCUUAGGUCUAUCAAGCCCACUGGGACGCCACCAAAGCACCUCACGCUUAGAUGAGAGCAGAGGCGGGCGCUCGGUUUAUGGCAGCAGUCCCAGCAGCCCUUGCUUCAGCAGACGGACCGGCGGUCGAAGCCCUGGGAGCGUUAGCCGAGCUGAUUCCCACAUGUCUCUGGCACGCAGCAGCCGCCUGAGCGAGUUUGGCGUUGAUAUUGAUGAUAGUCGCAGCGUGGCUUUUACCGAGAGAUCAGCGUACAGUCCUCACUCGUCCACUGGCCGCAGUGUCUCCAUGCCUCCAUCACAGGCCAGAUCAUCAACUACCGAUAAUGACCCAAAUGAUAACAUGGAUAUCAAAACAGUCAGUCAUCGCAACUACCUCGACCCUGACCUGGAGAAAGCCAUCAACGAGGUUCUGAGUUUCAAACCUAUCAAGUUUAAGCGUACGAGCUUGGAAGACUCUGAGGCUGACGAAGACAAGUCCAAGAAUGAUAAUGACGACAGCAAAAGUAUCCGCAACGGAGACGUUGGUCGCCCUGCCAGCAGUCUAAGGCGUUCUGCAUCGGCGGUGGACUGCACCAGAGCUCCCCGCAGCGGCACCAGCUACAGCAGUCGCCAUCGCAGCAAGAGCAAAGGCAAGGGCAAGAAGAAGAAGAGAAGCCACAGCUCAGAGUCCGACAGCUCAGGAGACGACCGUCGCCACAGGAGCAGCUCCAGGAGCAGCUCCAGGAGCAGCUCCAGGAGUAAGUCCAAGAAAUCCAAGAAAAAGUCCAAGAAGAGGGCCGAAACUUCGUCUUCUUCCUCGUCUUCAGAUUCUGAAUCUGAUUCAGACUCGAGCUCCGGUGCUUCCACCAUUUCCUACCGUAGCUCCAACAGUGUGAAGAGGGCCCCGGUACGAAAGACUUCCAGCCCAGAAAAGGCAGAAGAAGAAGAAGAAGAAGAAGCUAAGCCACCGAGUGGAGGCCUUAACAAAAAGGAUGAAAAGAAGAGGAAAAAGAAGGUGGACAACCUGAUGUUGAAGUACCUGUACCGGGCGGACAGUGACUGAGGCAGGCAGUAGCACCGCUGGCCGGAAAUACUACUACUUCGAUAGGUCUGAUGAAGAGGAGGAAGAAGAAGAGAAGGAAGGCAGGGGGGCGACCCAGAGCUCUAACUCCCGUGACAGAAACAGCAGCCAAAUGAAAGAGGACGAUGGCGAGGACGGGCCUUUUGAGACUUCGUCGUAGUCCUCGCUUUCAGCACCUCUGAACGCACCCUCUCGCACUGUGACAGUUUGUCUUGCAUGCUAAGUUGACCACGAUUGCGGUCACAACCACACACUAAAUAACACUCAACCAGAGCUUCCUACGGUAAGGCAGAUCCUCCGGGGAUUGGUCAUAGUUUGACAGACUUUCAUCAGUCUCUGCUCAGUGCACACACAGCAGCUCCGUUAUUCUCCACUCCACUCCGCUGGUCGCAUGCAGGCAGCAGUCGCUCGGCUGUAUGGUUGUAAGUGAGCCAAAGAACUUGAGGUUGAAAUGAUAAUCUUUGUCUCUUUCACGCUUCCUCUCUUCGUCACAUAUAUUACACCACAAUAAUAUGUAUUGCCAUAGUACAAUGUAUUGCCAAAAAGCCUUUGUUUCAGUAUGUGAGCACACUGUUUUUACUUCUUGCCAAUUGAGUCCUGAGAAAAGUCCAACAGCCUUUUUUUUCCUUCUCGAUCUAAUUUCCAUUUCGAGUUUCAAGUGCCAUCUGAUGUAAGUGUUCUCCUCUGCAGCUGUGGCAUUUCAUUCACUGCUGCACUGUAUGCUCUCAUCAUCUGCUCACUAUCUGUUUGCCUGAGAAAGUUUUUCUGCCUUUUUGCUGGUAAAUGAUCUCUUCCUCAAAGGGGAGGACAAUAGCAACACUUUCUGUUCUGCUAUAAAAGCAUUUGAAUCUUUUGUUUUAAUGUUUGAUAGAUUUGUUUGCAGAGGACCGCCGUAGAUCAAAUUAAUUUCCAUGAUGUUUGAGCUUACCUCUGCAAAAGACCUUGCCUUACUUUUAAUUCGACUUGAUUUGACUAAAUAAUUUCCAGAGAUUGUGGGUUUGUCCUUGUGCUUGUCUUUUUACGUGUCGUCUGUGUUUUGAGUUCACUGAGCUUUCCUUUUCCACAGGGAAUGUACCUGACUUUGGGCACCUUGUCAUUUGUAUGGUAUCCUCAACCAGCAUGUUCAAGGAAGUAACUGGUGUUAUUCUAUAUUUGUCUUAUAGUCAGCAAAUCACAUGGCAGGACCAAAACCAACAAUCUAUUUUCGAGACCUUAGUAUAUGUGACAAAAUGAUCUGAGCUUAAAUACUUGUACUUUCAACCAUCAGCUAAUUGGUUCCUUCCUUUAAAGGCUUACAAAAAUAAGUUUUCUAUUUUCAAAAACGUUCAGUCAUUUACUAAAUUGCCAGCCACUGUAGUUUUAAAGCAACUGGGAAUGCGUUAGUCAAUAAUAAUGUCUCAGCUAGCUUGUUAGCUUGUUUGCUAACUGGACAAUACUAUUAUUCACAUUUGAUUCAGGAGCCAGAUAAAGUGCACAGUGCAACGGCACUAUUAGACUUUCCAAAAAUAUAAUUCAAGCAAAUUUCAACCAACACGUAGGAAAACCUUUCCCUCAACACGGUGUAAUCCAAAUGCUUCUACUCAUUGCCUCUCAGAUAGUUUUGUAUCAUAAUAAUUCAUCAAGCACUGUUAGCUAGUUCUCUGAAUUCAGCGCUAGCACAUUAGCCUAGCUUACAGAUAAUGCAGCAGAACCUUCAAUAAUAGGCCAGAGUGAUGUCAUUUAAACAUCUUUACAGAUACAAUUAUCACAUUUGUUUACCAUAUGCACUCAUUUUGAAAAAGUGACAGCCCUCUCAACAUCUUAUGAUAGUUUUUGUCAGCAGCAUUUGAUAUUGCUGCUCAAUGGAAGAAGUUGGACUGUAGGAAUUGACCAAACACGUAAAUCAACCACUAAUUUUACUGUUUCCAUUGACAUCAAUUGAUCUUUCAUCGUCUUUUCAUGGGUUUUCAUGAUGAUACAAGACAACUAUUGAAUAUCACCAGUCCUCUCCUUCGAGCCUCAUUGUGUACUUGACUUCAAUAACUGGACACACUACAGCCUGUAUAACCCAUAAUGUGAAAUCAUGUUCAGUGUUGAUGAGGCCUGCUUAUUUGUCAGGUUUUCUUUUUUAACCCAAUGAUGCCUCGAAACAGCAAGAGAAUAGGAACCUGCAAUUUCAUGGCUGCUAAAGUGUUACAUCCCAAGCUUUUGUCAUCUGUCUGGUAUUUGAGGAGCAUUUAUUUAUAUUUGUGAAACCUUUUACAGUCCAGGAGAGCUUAACGUGGCAUUUGGGGCUGAAAAAAAAUGUGUGGAUGUUGUUCAUCAUGGGAGAAGUUGUUAUUCUACUAUACAUGCUUUUCUUAUACUCAUGUCUUCAUUUUUAUUCUCUAUGCAGACAACACAAGUUUGGAAAUGUGUUUUUGACCUUAUUGAUAAAAGUUUCUCGCUUCAACAGAAAAAAAACAAAAGCGCCGGCAUAAUAUUGCUGACUGCACACCGUAUUUAUAUAAAAAUAUGUGUAUGAUUGAUGCUAGCUUUGAAAAUAGUUCAUGUUUAUUUUCAUUAUUGAACAAAUUGACCACUUGUUAUACAUUUUGCAUUACAGUUUAAUAUAUUGUAAAUAAAUGAUGGUGAUUGUUUUAAAAUGCA
Gymnodraco acuticeps is the source of this 11129-nucleotide messenger RNA. RefSeq names its product myosin XVIIIAb (gene myo18ab). NCBI's taxonomy places the organism in Eukaryota, Metazoa, Chordata, Actinopteri, Perciformes, Bathydraconidae. The transcript is spliced from 49 exons. The record is from RefSeq and is a predicted model, not a curated record. Gene Ontology annotation, cellular component: myosin complex. Bases 258 to 8483 code for a protein of 2741 amino acids. Gene Ontology annotation, molecular function: protein binding; cytoskeletal motor activity; ATP binding.